AUGAAACUAGUUAGAUAUUUUUACUCAACGUCUACUACAUGGCUGUUUGUUAUAUCUAUCAUAACACUGGCUGGAAUAAUUACGUUUAUUCAAAAAUCAGAUUUAAGCGACAUGCUUAACUGGAAUAGGAAAAGAAUACCUCAAAGAUGUUUCAUUUGUGAUAACUAUGCCAGUCUAGUCUCAGACUCUGGUCUACGUCCUAAUCCCAGCAGUGGACUGGCAUGGUUCGGUGGGAAACCAGUUGUCGGUGGUUGGACCAGUAUGUCAAGUAAUGGAAAUCAACUAAGAGGUGGAUUGACCGCCUUACAAAUUUCAAGGCUAUGCUCAGAAAAAGGGAAUCGUUCAGCUAUUAAAUCACUUAUUGAUUCAGAUAAUUAUGGAAAAUGUGAAAAUAUCAAUUAUGAUGGUUGUGCAAAGAUUGUUACUAAAAGUUGGCGAGUGAAACCACAAAUUGGUGUACCGAAAUUAGCUGCUGUCGUUGUCUCACGUACAUGUGCAGCAAUUCCAGAGGGUUAUGGUGUUGGGUGUUUUAAUUCAGUUGGUGGUGCAGGAUUGCAAAGAACUGUGUGCUAUUGUCGAGGUGAAUUUUGUAAUAG
This is a messenger RNA of Trichobilharzia regenti, 596 nucleotides long. The record is from the annotation of a GenBank genome assembly. NCBI's taxonomy places the organism in Eukaryota, Metazoa, Platyhelminthes, Trematoda, Strigeidida, Schistosomatidae.